AUGGCGGCGGCGGCGGCAGCGGCUGCGACGGCCGUGGCCGGGGCUCAGGGCCCAGCGGCCCCUGCGGCGGCAGCGGCGGGGACCCCGGGCCCGGGGGGCACAGCCCCCGGGUCGCAGGGCGUGCUGAUCGGGGACCGACUGUACUCCGGGGUGCUCAUCACCUUGGAGAACUGCCUCCUGCCCGACGACAAGCUCCGCUUCACGCCAUCCAUGUCGAGUGGGCUCGACACCGACACGGAGACGGACCUCCGCGUGGUGGGCUGCGAGCUCAUCCAGGCGGCCGGCAUCCUGCUCCGCCUGCCGCAGGUGGCCAUGGCGACGGGGCAGGUGUUGUUCCAGCGGUUCUUCUACACCAAGUCCUUUGUGAAGCAUUCCAUGGAGCACGUGUCCAUGGCCUGUGUGCACCUGGCCUCCAAGAUAGAGGAGGCGCCCAGACGGAUCCGGGAUGUCAUGAACGUCUUCCACCGCCUGCGACAGCUGAGGGAGAAAAAGAAACCUACACCUCUACUGCUGGAUCAGGAGUACGUUAACUUGAAGAACCAGAUUAUAAAGGCAGAGAGACGAGUUCUCAAGGAGCUGGGUUUCUGCGUCCACGUGAAGCACCCCCACAAGAUAAUCGUUAUGUACCUUCAGGUGUUAGAGUGUGAGCGUAACCAACACCUGGUCCAGACCUCAUGGAAUUACAUGAAUGACAGCCUUCGCACAGACGUGUUUGUGCGGUUCCAGCCCGAGAGCAUCGCCUGUGCCUGCAUUUACCUUGCAGCCCGGACGCUGGAGAUCCCUCUGCCCAAUCGUCCCCAUUGGUUUCUUUUGUUUGGAGCAACUGAAGAAGAGAUUCAAGAAAUCUGCUUAAAGAUCCUGCAGCUGUAUACUCGGAAGAAGGUUGACCUGACACAACUGGAAAGUGAGGUGGAAAAGAAGAAGCACGCCAUGGACGAGGCAAAGGCACAAGCCAGGGGCCUGCUGCCAGGCAGCACCCCUGCCCUGGACAGCACCUCGGGGUUCUCCCCUGCCCUCAAGCCCGCGGAAUCUCCCAAAGAAGGCAAAGGGAACAAGGCUUCCCCGCUCUCGGUGAAGAGCAGCAAGAGGAAAACGGAGGGUGUGAAGAAAGCCAAGGCCGACAGCCCGGUGAACGGGUUGCCGAAGGGGCGAGGCAGUCAGAGCCGGAGCGGGAGCCGUGAGCAGAGCUGCUCGAGGUCCGCAUCGCGAUCCGCCUCUCCUAAGAGGAGGAAAAGCGACAGCGGCUCGACCACAGGAGGGUCCAAGUCCCAAAGCCGCUCGCGCAGCCGCAGCGACUCGCCCCCGAGACAGGCGCACCGAGGCGCUCCCUACAAAGGCUCCAAGGCCAGGAGCUACCACAAGGCCAAGGACUGCCCGUACCCCGCCCAGAAGCCACCCACGUCUCGGAGCCGGAGCUCCUCCCGCUCGAGAAGCCGCUCCCGGGACCGGGCAGAUACUUCCGGCAAGUUCAAGAAGAAGAGUCAUUACUACAGAGAUCAGCGGCGGGAGCGUUCGAGGUCUUACGAGCGAACGGGCCACCGCUACGAGCGGGACCACCCCGGACACAGCCGGCACCGCAGGUGA
This is a messenger RNA of Pipistrellus nathusii (Nathusius's pipistrelle), 1584 nucleotides long. Lineage: Eukaryota; Metazoa; Chordata; Mammalia; Chiroptera; Vespertilionidae. The record is from the annotation of a GenBank genome assembly.